Molecule: messenger RNA, 1166 nt
Organism: Salvelinus fontinalis (brook trout)
Lineage: Eukaryota; Metazoa; Chordata; Actinopteri; Salmoniformes; Salmonidae
Product: angio-associated migratory cell protein-like
Exons: 7
Coding region: 268-1146 (292 amino acids)
Cellular component (GO): cytosol
Molecular function (GO): protein binding
Source: RefSeq, a predicted model, not a curated record
GAGUGCCAGAGAAUUCCGGAGACUUUCCACAUGUGAAAAAAACAUGGGGACACUAUUUAGAUGUUUUUUAUCUAGCUAGUAUUUGUUCUUCGGUCAGCACCAAGAAAUAACAAUCUUUAGCGUUUUCUGCGAAUGACUUAACAUAUUAUCUUAACCUGAAUUCAACAUUUGUCGCGCUAGCAAACUUUUCAGCUCUCAAGUUAGGCAGCUAAUUUAAAUUAGCCACCUUGGUAACAUCUAGCUAGCUAGGUAAGUUAGCUAUCUAUCAUGGAUAACUCGGACGAAAAUUCGGUACAAUUCCACGGGGAUGAAGAGAUUAUAGAAGUCAUCGACCUUAACGAAACAGAGCAAAACCCAGAUGAUUUGGCGGAUGAGUUCGAGGACGUGGACGUCGGAGAGACUGAGGACGGAGACGAUAAACAGGAAGACUGGGAUACCGACGACGAGAUGGAGCAGGAAAAGGAACAAGAUGACAGCGAACUCACCUUUUCCAAACACACGGGCUCCGUGUUCUGUGUGAGUCUGGACCCAGCCACAAACAGCUUGGCUGUGACCGGAGGAGAGGACGACAAGGCCUAUGUCUGGAGAGUGAGUGACGGGGAAGUGCUGUUUGAAUGUACAGGCCAUAAGGACUCCGUGACGAGUGUUUUAUUCAGCCAUGAUUCUUCCCUGGUGGCCACGGGGGACAUGAGCGGGCUGAUCAAGGUCUGGAAGGUGGAGACCAAGCAGGAGGUGUGGUCCUUCGAGGUGGGAGACCUGGAGUGGAUGGAGUGGCACCCCUGCGCCCCGGUGCUGCUGGCGGGCAUGGCGGACGGUAACGUUUGGAUGUGGAAGAUCCCAGGGGGUGACUGUAAGACCCUGCAGGGCCCCGGCUGCCAGUCGACCAGUGGAAAGGUCCUGCCAGACGGGAAGAGAGCUGUGGUGGGCUAUGAAGAUGGGAACGUACGACUUUGGGACCUCAAGCAGGGAAACGCCACCCAUGUGAUUAAAGGUCAUGAUGGACACCAGGGGGCGCUGACGUGCCUGGCCUGUAACAAGGACGGCUCUCUGGUGCUGACGGGCUCCGUGGACGGCCGUGCCAAGCUCAUCAACACUGCCACUGGCAAGGUGGGCAGCGGGCACUACUGCAUGAUGGAGAACACAUAACUACUGUAUUAUAGAGAACA